UUCUUCGCUCGCAUGGCCAGUCGCUCGCAGCAGGGGAACUUUAUUCAUCUCCCGACUCGCGGUAGUCUCUCCUGUGUCCCGUGGCUCGGUUCGCUCCUCGACCUGGAAUCGCCCACUGAGUCGGAGCUCAUCCACGGCGUUCUGUGCCAUGCAGGCAUCAAUGAGGGACCUACUUUCUCUUCGAAAGACGAUUUUGCUUCGGGGGCAGGCUGGCAGGUGGGGGAUAGGUGUUAGGUCAUUCAGCACUGAAGGUGCAAAAACUGCUAGUACGCCUCCACCGCCUCCACCGCCACCACCUCCUCCAGAGAAAACCCAUUUUGGUGGGCUAAAGGACGAGGAUCGGAUUUUCACCAACUUGUAUGGAUUGCAUGACCCUUUUCUGAAAGGUGCCAUGAAACGUGGUGACUGGUACAGGACAAAAGAUUUGGUAUUAAAGGGCACUGAUUGGAUUGUGAAUGAAAUGAAGAAGUCUGGUCUACGAGGGCGUGGUGGUGCUGGUUUCCCAUCAGGCCUGAAGUGGUCUUUCAUGCCAAAAGUAUCAGAUGGCCGUCCUUCCUAUCUUGUUGUCAACGCCGAUGAAAGUGAACCAGGAACAUGUAAAGAUAGGGAAAUUAUGCGUCACGAUCCUCAUAAGCUUCUUGAAGGAUGCUUAAUUGCUGGUGUAGGAAUGAGGGCAUCUGCCGCCUAUAUUUAUAUAAGGGGUGAAUACGUAAAUGAGCGUAUAAAUCUUGAACGGGCCAGAAAAGAGGCUUAUGAAGCUGGACUGUUGGGAAAGAAUGCAUGUGGAUCUGGCUACGAUUUUGAUGUCCACAUCCAUUAUGGUGCUGGAGCUUAUAUUUGUGGUGAAGAGACUGCACUAUUGGAAAGUCUUGAAGGGAAGCAAGGGAAGCCAAGGUUAAAGCCACCUUUCCCAGCUAAUGCUGGCUUGUAUGGCUGUCCUACCACUGUUACCAAUGUUGAAACUGUGGCUGUUUCUCCUACGAUUCUCAGACGUGGUCCAGAUUGGUUUGCCAGUUUUGGAAGGAAAAACAAUUCGGGUACAAAAUUGUUUUGUGUGUCGGGUCAUGUAAACAAGCCUUGCACAGUUGAGGAGGAAAUGAGUAUACCAUUGAAGGAGCUGAUAGAAAGACACUGCGGUGGCGUAAGGGGUGGAUGGGACAACUUACUUGCAGUAAUACCCGGUGGUUCAUCUGUCCCACUUAUCCCAAAGAACAUAUGCGAUGAUGUGAUGAUGGACUAUGAUGCUCUUAAGGCUGUCCAGUCUGGUCUAGGAACAGCAGCUGUUAUAGUCAUGGAUAAAUCCACCGAUGUUGUCGAUGCAAUCGCGAGGCUUUCUUAUUUCUAUAAGCAUGAGAGCUGUGGGCAGUGCACACCCUGCAGGGAAGGCACAGGAUGGCUCUGGAUGAUUAUGGAAAGGUUGAAAGUUGGGAAUGCCAAGUUGGAGGAAAUUGAUAUGCUGCAGGAGGUGACCAAGCAGAUUGAAGGGCACACAAUAUGUGCUUUAGGUGAUGCAGCUGCUUGGCCUGUCCAGGGUCUCAUUCGGCAUUUUAGGCCAGAACUCGAGAGGAGGAUUAUGGAACGAGCCGAGAGAGAGUUGCUGGAGGCUGCUGCUUAGUUUUCGUACUCAGGUAAAUCCCUUUAUUGGUGGAUAAUGUCGGAAUAACAAGAACAACUAUCCAAAAUUUGGGUUGAUGGGUGGAUCUGGCUUCUGGAUCUUUUGCAUUUCUACUUCUUGCUAAGCUGCACAGUGAGUUUGUUCACUGCUAAGGAAACGUAUCUGGACCGGGUUUAUGUGUUGUCAUAUAAUGUAUUAUGGGGACACUAACUAGCUCACAUUUUCCUGAAAGUUUGUCAAUAAAUCUUUUUAUGUUGUCCUCUUUGGUUGAUUUUGCUUGUUUGUAAGUAGACGUGGGGAAGCAUCUCCUUUGAGACAGUAUCAUUGUGCGGCAUGUCCAUAUCUUGAAUUUGAGCAUGGGAACACACAUCCACACACCAUGUGUUUGGUGAAUUCCAA
Messenger RNA from Rhodamnia argentea, 2014 nucleotides. Its product is annotated as NADH dehydrogenase [ubiquinone] flavoprotein 1, mitochondrial. The record is from RefSeq and is a predicted model, not a curated record. Gene Ontology annotation, molecular function: 4 iron, 4 sulfur cluster binding; FMN binding; NAD binding. The coding region runs from base 149 to 1615 and encodes 488 amino acids. Gene Ontology annotation, biological process: mitochondrial electron transport, NADH to ubiquinone. The transcript is spliced from 3 exons. Lineage: Eukaryota; Viridiplantae; Streptophyta; Magnoliopsida; Myrtales; Myrtaceae.